Molecule: messenger RNA, 3114 nt
Organism: Tupaia belangeri chinensis (Chinese tree shrew)
Lineage: Eukaryota; Metazoa; Chordata; Mammalia; Scandentia; Tupaiidae
Gene: ACOX3
Product: acyl-CoA oxidase 3, pristanoyl
Exons: 18
Coding region: 360-2462 (700 amino acids)
Biological process (GO): fatty acid beta-oxidation using acyl-CoA oxidase; lipid homeostasis
Cellular component (GO): peroxisome
Molecular function (GO): pristanoyl-CoA oxidase activity; FAD binding; fatty acid binding
Source: RefSeq, a predicted model, not a curated record
CGCUUCCGCGCAGCGGCGCGGAGAGGUGACGUCACGCAGCGGGGCGGGGGCUUCUUGGGGACGAAGGCUGACAGGAAGCCGCGGGGCUGGAGCAGCUGGUUCUAGCGCUCCCGGAGUUGGUCGCGGCUCUGACAGGCUCUCUCUGAGCGCCUGCUGCCUGCAGGGACCCGGGUACUGGAGGGUCCGAAGGUCCAGCCUCAGCGCUUGGGCGCGCCGCGAGGGGACAGCACGUGCAAAAGCCGGAGGCGCGGAGGACUGCCGAUUCGGUGCCCGGAGCUCGGAGUGGCGAGAGCUGGCCCCCGUAGGCACAGAAGCGAGAAGCAGCUUCCUAAGGUCACCCCGCUGGUGUACAGCAAACAAUGGCGCCCACUUUGGGGGGAGACGAGGAUGCUCUGCUGCCAGACUUCCCCAGGGGGCCCCUCCACGCCUACCGAGCAAGAGCAUCCUUCAGCUGGAAGGAGCUGUUGCUGUUCUUAGAAGGCCAGGACACGCUCCGCUUCAAGAAAUCCAUCUUCUCGGCUUUGGAGAAAGACCCUCUCUUUGCCCGGACCCACGGAGCCGAGCUGUCCAUGGAGAAGUACCGUGAGCUGACCUUCCUUCGAUGCAAGCGGGUGAUGGAGUAUGACUUCCUCAGUGUGAGAGAGAUGUUCAAGAGUCCUCUGAAAACCGUAGCGUUGAUUCACUGCCUGGGGAUGUAUGACUGGUCCCUGGCUGCCAAGUACCUGCUCCACGUGUUGGUUUUUGGAUCAACAGUUUACAACUCUGGCUCUGAAAGACAUUUCGAAUAUAUUCCAAAGCUGUUCAAUAUGGAGAUUUUUGGAUGUUUCGCUUUGACUGAGUUAAGUCAUGGGAGUAACACCAAAGCCAUUCGAACGACUGCCCACUACGAUCCGGCCACUGAGGAAUUCAUCUUACAUUCCCCGGAUUUUGAAGCUGCCAAAUUUUGGGUCGGCAAUAUGGGCAAGACGGCCACUCACGCGGUGGUGUUUGCUCAGCUGUACACGCCAGGGGGCCAGUGCCAUGGGCUGCAUUCCUUUGUCGUGCAGAUUCGGGACCCAAACACCCUUCUUCCCAUGCCGGGGGUGAUGGUCGGCGACAUAGGGAAGAAACUUGGGCAGAAUGGCUUGGACAACGGAUUUGCCAUGUUCCACAAGGUCAGGGUUCCUCGCAAGAACCUGCUGGACCGGACUGGAGGCGUCACCCCCGAGGGUACCUAUGUCACCCCCUUUAAGGAUGUCAGGCAGCGGUUCGGAGCCUCCUUGGGCAGCUUAUCCUUUGGUCGAGUCUCCAUCCUGAGCAUGUCCGUGGCCAACUUAAAACUGGCCGUGUCUAUAGCGCUUCGUUUUUCUGCCACUCGGUGUCAGUUUGGACCAACAGAUGAAGAGGAAGUGCCAGUACUUGAGUAUCAAAUGCAGCAAUGGCGCUUACUUCCGUACCUGGCUGCUGCCUAUGCCUUAGACCACUUCUCCAAAUCACUCUUUCUGGACCUGAUGGAACUUCAGCGAAGCCUUCUAGGGGGAGAACGGAAUGCCAGACAGGCAGAGCUCGGCCGUGAGAUCCACGCGUUGGCUUCAGCUGGCAAGCCUCUGGCCUCGUGGACUGCCCAGCAAGGAAUUCAGGAAUGUCGGGAGGCAUGCGGAGGACACGGAUAUCUGGCCAUGAACCGGAUUGGUGAGCUCAGGAAUGACAACGACCCCAACUGCACAUACGAAGGUGACAACAAUGUCCUGCUGCAGCAGACGAGCAACUACUUGCUUGGCCUUCUGACGUGCCGGCUCCAAGAUGGCGCUCCCUUCCAAAGCCCUCUGAAGACGGUGAACUUUCUAGAAGCCUACCCUGACAUCCUCGGCCAGAGGUUCACAGGCCACAGCGUUGCCGACUGCUUGGACUCUGCAGUCUCACUGCAGGCGUACCAGUGGCUGGUUUGCUACCUGCUCCAAGAGAGUUAUCGAAAGUUAGAUCAAGAGAAAAGAUCAGGAAGGAGCGACUUUGAAGCCAGAAACAACUGCCAGGUGUUCCGCUGCCGCCCCCUGGCCCUGGCCUUCCUGGAGCUCACGGUGGUGCACAGGUUCCACGAGCACACGCAUGGCCCCAGCGUGCCGCCCUCGCUGCGGGGCGUGCUUGGGCGGCUCAGCGCGCUGUACGCCCUGUGGUCUCUGAGCCGGCACACGGCUGUGCUCUACCAAGGUGGAUACUUCUCGGGCACGCAAGCAGGUGCAAUGAUGGAGCAGGCCAUGCUGGACCUGUGCUCGCAGCUGAAAGACGAUGCAGUUGCCUUGGUAGACGUGCUCGCUCCUCCUGACUUUGUCCUGGACUCCCCGAUUGGCAGAGCGGAUGGCGAGCUUUAUAAAAACCUCUGGACCUCUGUCCUUCAGGAAAGCAAAGUGCUGGAGAGGGCAUCGUGGUGGCCAGAAUUUUCCUGUAACAAACCUGUCAUAGGAAGUUUGCAAUCAAAGCUCUAACCCCACCAGCAUGCAUCCAGCUAAAUCCAAUGAAGCUAAUGAAGCUAAUUAAGACACGGACAUCAGAUUCCAGUCCCAGCAGACACCAGAACUUGCCGCUGCUCUCUGAACACGCACCUUUGACUUAAACCCGCUGUCUGUCCUCUCGUUUCCAAGGCAGACCUGGCGCACCCCAGGCAGAGGCCUCUAGUCCUAUCCAGGGGGUCGACACCUGACUUGCAAGGUUAUUCUGGGAUCACGGUGGUUUGCUGUGUGAAAAGGAAACAUGCCAUCGCGUCUUCCCGAUGAACUGGAGGAUUUUAGAUAAUUAGAGCUUUACACCUUCUCUUGUAUUGUCAGGUAUAGAUACGGAUUACAAAGUAUAUCUUUCAUCAUUAGAGACUUCCUGGUCAGACGAUCUAUUGAAUUCAUCCUGAGAUUUUUUUUACAAAGCUCUUUCACUAUGGAAUUAAUAAUGUCAGUCUGGUUCUUUGUUAAUGCUGUUUGACUUUAUCAUGUAAUUAAAUUAUGACCUUAUUAAUUUGCACACACAUCAUCUGAGUGACAUGGUUUAAGAUUUUUAAGGGGGGAAAAUCUGUUUUACUGCUCUUAAGUUUCCAUUGAAGAACUGUUUCCAAAGGAAUAAAAACACCUAAUGAUUUGAAUAUCUGAA